Procambarus clarkii (red swamp crayfish) is the source of this 3184-nucleotide messenger RNA. NCBI's taxonomy places the organism in Eukaryota, Metazoa, Arthropoda, Malacostraca, Decapoda, Cambaridae. The record is from RefSeq and is a predicted model, not a curated record.
AUGGCAACUGCCGUGACGUCCCUGGAGCCAGCCUCGGUGCCCCCGCCCCUCUCGCCGCUCCCCCAGCAGGAGGAGGGCCCGCCGUCGCCCGCUCUCUGGGCUCAGCCGCCGUCUGGAUCAUCACCUGAGGCGGCCGCGGCCCCGUCAGGUGAGACCAUACCCAUCCUGGCGCCUGAACUGUCUUCGGUGAUUCCCCUGACGCUGCCGUGGUCCGUGCCCGGACCCGCCACGCUGCAGCUUCCGGCCGUCUUCCUGUCGGAGUCUCGCGGGUCACAUCGGCCGCUGUCGCCGCCGCCCCCGCCGCUACCGCCCAGCGCGUCGCCGCCGCCGUCGCCGCACGUGCACCACCACCACCAUCACCACCACCACCACGCGUCCCUGGCGUCCAGCGCGGCGUCCGUCACCCCGCCGCUGACCACCGCCGCCACCUCCAGCACCGUCACCAGACUCUGUCCGGCUCCGUCCCUCGGUGCGGCGGCGGCGGCGGCGCCCCUCGGCGGCCCGACAUACACCGCCCGCUCCUCCGCCGCCAGGAUGGGCACCGGGAGGUCAGGUGAAGAGGGUCUGAAGAGUGUUGAUCAUCCCGCAGGUGACAGACUACUGGACAUCCCCUGCAAGGUGUGUGGAGACCGCUCGUCAGGCAAACACUAUGGCAUAUACUCCUGUGAUGGAUGCUCCGGGUUCUUCAAGCGCAGCAUCCACCGAAAUCGCGUGUAUACGUGCAAAGCGACGGGGGACAUGAAGGGCAAGUGCCCAAUAGACAAGACUCACCGCAACCAGUGCCGGGCCUGCCGUCUGAACAAGUGCUUCGAUGCUGCCAUGAACAAGGAUGCAGUCCAACACGAGCGAGGACCCCGCAAGAGCAAGCACAAGGACGGCAGUAUGGCCGGCCUGGGCAGCAUCAUGCAUCCGGAUCACUACCCCUCGCAGGACGUCUCCAAGGUGCCCCAGCUGCUCUUCCCACCGCCUCACUUGCCCUCUCUCAAGCACCACUCGCCUCAUCUGUUCCCCGAGGGUAUCCUGGCGCCCACACCCAUCUUUAUGCCCCACGUACCCACCUCCCAGCCUCACGGCCUCCUGCAUAUGCUCUCAUCUGCAGAGAAGAUCCAGAACGGCAAGCUGCCUCUUACCAGCGGGUCCAUGGGAGGGAUGUCGGAGGUGACAGUCUCGCUUCCCCAGGCGCCUACUCUUCUGCCUUUCGCUCCAUCUUGGGAAAUAUUCCAGGAGACGACGGCAAGGCUGCUCUUCAUGAUGGUACGAUGGAUCAGGUCACUCGCCCCGUUCCAGACGCUCUCCAGGUCAGACCAGUGUGUGUUGGUGGAGGAGUCGUGGAAGGAGUUGUUCCUCGUACAUCUGGCACAAUGGUACUUGCCGCUCGACCUCAGCGCCCUCCUCCAAAGCCCCGCUGCCCACUCCAGGUUGGGGAGCGACGAACGGACGGCUCUGGAGCUAGCCACUAUCCAGGAUGUGCUCAGGCGCUUCCGACACCUGUCCCCAGACAACACGGAGUGUGGAUGUCUGAAGGCUGUCGUUCUCUUCAAGCCCGACGCCAGCGGCCUUGUUGACGUGCACCCGGUGGAGAUGUUGCAGGAUCAAGCUCAGUGCAUCCUCAGCGACUACAUCAGAACCCGCCUCCCGCGCCAGCCUACUCGCUUCGGCCGCCUCCUGCUCCUCCUGCCGGGGCUGAAGACCGUGCGAGCCACCACGGUGGAAGGCCUCUUCUUCAAGGACACGGUGGGAGAUACGCCCAUCCACAGGCUGGUCCUUGACAUGUACACCAUGGACAAGAAUGACCAAGGGGGACUGUGAUAAUCUCUCAAAAUUGCGGUUGAGUGUCGCAUCUUCAGCAUCUUAUUUUUCCGGAUAUCCGGAUAGUGGUUCUCUCCGAUACAAGCGAGUAAUGGAGUCGGAGCCCACGUGAUUGCGGUUAAGUAUCUCGUUUUCAGACUCUGGUCUCUCCGAAUAUCCAGAUGAAGGCUACUUUCCGAUACUAAAAAGUCUUGGAGUUACCUCCAUCAUGAUGUGCCAGUAGAAAGGCUUUCAAGAGAACUUUAUUGAAAGUAUCGACCUGUCAUAAAGUGAACCGAUUACAUUAAUGUGGAAAAAAGGUAGAGAAUGUGUGUUUAAAAUAACGUGUUUACCCAGAAACAUUUUGUAUAAUUUCUACUUGUUUGUACAUAAGCUGUUACCAAAGAGAAGUUGAUAGAGAGAAGCGCCUUGAGCACAACGAGUUUGCUACACAUGUUCCCAGUGAUGAGGCUUAACUUGUGGAGCUGAUAACAUGACCUAGGCUUGGUGGGACGUCGCGCCACCUCUCUCCCACGUUGUGUUCAAGAGCACAGCCGUUAGGCAGAACAAGGCGAUGGUUUCUCAAUAGAUUACCUUGUUAAUGUUGGUGGAAUCUUCCAGUGGCUGCGUCUGGUUACACUCCACAUUUCUGCAACAAUCUCAUAUUUUUUACCCAUAUAAAGGCGUGUAUUUAGGUAGUAAAUAUGACAAAAACCUGCAAGAUGCUACCGAGAGAUGAAUCUCAAACACGUGGAAUAAAUCUUCCCACUUGGUUCAUUAUAUAAGUGAGCAAAUCAACACAACCGAGAUCUGAGCAGAACACCGACCCAAAGUUCCUAAAUCAGAGGAAUUUUGAUUCAGGAACUUUGAUAUUACUCUGGUAUCAUCAGAGAUAUCAGUGGCUGCUUAUAUCGUCAGAGAUAUCAGAGUAAUGCAGGUCAUUACAAUCCAGGUAAGACCAUAUUCAAAGACAAGAGAUCCUCCAUACUAUUGUAUGUCAUCCCUUGACCUUCGCUCUUUUUUGUGGCGUUCACAGCGACCUGGAAGUAAAGUGGUCUCUCUCCUUCCCUCUAUCUCCGUGUGUGAGGUGGGACAGAGAAAUCAUGUGGUAUUAGAUAUUGUAUUUUUAACAACACAUUCCCUUCUUUCUUUUUAAUUUUUACUCUGAUUACGUGUCUGGGUCACCUUUAAAUGUUUAUAUUGUAUUACAGAUACUUUUAAAAUUAUAUUUAACAAAUUUGACAUGAACAAAUUAUCGUCUGGUUCUUCGUGCCCCCUUUUUUUUUAACCAUACUAUCAAUAUAAUAUAUAUUGCUGAACUACCUUUUUGCUCUCUUUAUUUUCUACGAAGGUCAGUGGAGGUGUCGUUUUCCAAAGAAUGUCAUACAUGAAAGUA